AAAGAUGCAUUCAACUCCAAAUCCCCCUCUCCACACCGAGCACUCAGGCAGUGAGUAGCCCAGCGCACUAGAAGACGCGCAGGUGAUCCAGCGUAAUAUCGCCUAUUUUUCUCCAUGCGCGCAAGGUUAUAUCUCUUCACAAACUUCCAGUUCUCUAGCCCGGGCGGACGCGCAAUGGAUACGCCACGUGAAGCAUGCCGGAAAGACUCACGCGUCUGAUAAAAGUUUGCCUACUACAAUCGCUGUGACAUUGACCGUGCAAACUAUAAAGGAACUUGAGCCGUGUGGUUUUUAAGGCGAUCCCCGUCUUCGGCGCCUUGUUUUGGGUUCCUUGGAUUCCGCGCCGACCGUGCGCUGUUGUCUUUAUAUGUUAAGACAAGGAGACCCGUAGUUUCAGGGUGGUCCUACUCCUGAAGGUGAGAUGAAGGUACUCGGUUGGACCCUAGUUAUCAUCGGCCAGUGGAUUCUACGAAAGGUCCAAGGGUUGGAGAAGCAGAGGGACCUCUCAGACCUUGCCAAAGUGGGACAGGUGAUGAAGACCCCCCCCUAUGGCGUGGUUGGAGCCACAGUGGGCGGCGGUAUGACCGGGGGAGGAGUCAAGCCUCCGUACCAGACCCGCAUCUUCUCAACCUCCAUCGACCAGAACCCCACGAAGUCCAAGCCGCCCAUAUACAGCACCUUUAACCCCUACGACUGGGCCAAGAACCAGUCCCAUCUCCUGGACCAGACAGGCUACCGCUCCAAGCGCAAGCCCUCCCAAAAGACCGCCAUGAAGACCAAGAAGAUCUUCGGAUGGGGCGACUUCUACUUCAACGUGAAGACGGUGAAGUUCAGCCUACUGGUGACGGGGAAGAUCGUGGACCACAUCAACGGCACGUUCACGGUGUACUUCCGCCACAACUCCUCCAGCCUGGGCAACGUGUCUGUCAGCAUUGUCCCGCCCACCAAGGUGGUGGAGUUCGAGGUGCUGCACCCACACCUCCACGGCGUGGCGCCGGUCGAGGUGCAGCUACAGCAGACCCACCAGGCCACCGUGGACCCCAAGGAGGCCAAGACCUUCAACUGCCGGGUGGAGUACGAGAACACCAACCGGUCCAAGAAGCCCAAGCCCUGCCUGUACGACCCGUCCCAGACGUGCUUCACGGAGCACACCCAGUCGCACGCGGCCUGGCUCUGUGCCAAGCCCUUCAAGGUCAUCUGCAUCUUCAUCUCCUUCUUCAGCAUCGACUACAAGCUGGUUCAGAAGGUGUGUCCGGACUAUAACUUCCAAAGCGAACAUCCGUACUUGGGUUGAAGUAAGCUUGAUACUUGAACUGAAAAAGAAAUGAUACUAUAAACAGUGGACAAUGAACAUACACACAUGAUAAUUAUAUUGAGGAUAUUAUUGGUUAUAAGGAUAAACAAUGGGGCCGUUUUUUUUCACCGCGCUCACCUGCUGUUGAAUUGUGGAUAAAAUAAAUGAAUAAAUUAUAAUCAACAUAUAUGGGUGGCUAGGAUCUGGUUGAUACCUCGUAACUUAUUUUCCCACUUUGUAAUUGUUUGCGUUUGUUUGUUUUCUUGUAAAUAAUUUCCAAAAACUUGACCUAAUUCUUGCUUUUAGACAUUGGUUUUACAUGGUUAUUCCUUUUUGCCAGUUGAAGUAAAAGAAAGAAAGUAAUUUUUGGUAUUUUAGUAUGCCCUAGGUGUACAAAGCAACCUUUGGAAUGACUGCUAUGCCAUGGUGUGAUGGCAUACAGCGUUUUACGGUAGACUGACUGUUAGUCAUUCCCUCAGCUCUACGUCUCCAGCCCUGGGUAUAAGAAAGUUAUAUGUCUGAGAAAUGCUAUGCUAGAUAUGCAUACAAUAUACUGUAUGAAAAGCACAUUAAA
Gadus chalcogrammus (walleye pollock) is the source of this 1868-nucleotide messenger RNA. RefSeq names its product neurexophilin-4. The transcript has 2 exons. The record is from RefSeq and is a predicted model, not a curated record. The coding region runs from base 422 to 1294 and encodes 290 amino acids. Gene Ontology annotation, molecular function: signaling receptor binding. NCBI's taxonomy places the organism in Eukaryota, Metazoa, Chordata, Actinopteri, Gadiformes, Gadidae.